Molecule: messenger RNA, 1302 nt
Organism: Pleurotus ostreatus (oyster mushroom)
Lineage: Eukaryota; Fungi; Basidiomycota; Agaricomycetes; Agaricales; Pleurotaceae
Exons: 8
Coding region: 1-1302 (433 amino acids)
Molecular function (GO): poly(A)-specific ribonuclease activity
Source: RefSeq, a predicted model, not a curated record
AUGGCUCCCAAGAAGCCAUACAAGCAUACUCCCGAGCAGCUUGCUCUGGCAGAAGCGCGUAGGUUGAAGAGAGAACGCCUCGCCGCUCAAACGACCAGCGCAGUGCCAGGUUCCGAACCACAGAGCACCAUAAAGCCACGCGACUGGCUGGAAGUUCAGAGUACCGCCAAGAGAGAGGUUGAUUUCUGUGUAAAGGUCUUCACUUGGAAUUUGCUGGCUCAGUGUCUAGUUCGCCGGGAACUAUUUCCUUCAAGUGACUGCCUAAAAAGCGGAACGCGCGAGGGAAUGCUUCACGACGAACUCCUGACACAGAGAGCAGACGUGUUGUUCUUGCAGGAAGUCGACCGACUUGAGAAGAUCGAGCCUCUCUUGACCAAAGCUGGGUACAAGCAUCAGUAUGGCGCCGGUCCUAACAAGAAGCACGGUUGCAUGAUUGCUUAUACUUCAGGCUUCGCCCAACUCGACCACAGAGUUAUUCAAUACGAUAACGAGGAUGCGCGGGUGGCAGACACGGAGCGAACGCGUCGUGGUAGCAGCUUCAAGACGAGGAACAUCGGCCUUCUCUGUGCUUUGCAGUCGGUUCGAAAUCCUACCCAAGGCAUAAUAGCCGCGACGACGCAUCUCUUCUGGCACCCCAGGUAUACAUACGAAAGAGCUAGACAGGCAGCAAUACUAAAGCGGGAGGUAAACCGAUUUCGCGCUGAUAUAGGCCGUCCGGAUUGGCCAUGCGUUGUGGCAGGAGACUUCAAUUUUGCUCCAGACGACCCAGUGUAUUCUCUCCUCGUUGGCGACACUCUGCUCCCCGAACAAGAGGCCCUGAUCUCACCUUCCCUGGUCGUUCACAAAUCAAUAGAUCCCACCGUUCCACCUACUGGACCGAAAGUAGCGGAGGAAGGGGAAGAUGGAGAGAGUACCGACCCCGAUCGUGUCAUUACCGAUGCUCGUUCUGCUUUAGAAGGCGACGGUCUGCUCUCGAUCCCAGAGCUCUUAGAAACGUUCCAAUCGCAUGCACCCUGGUGCAGUGUCUACGACGAUGGCCUUUCACGCAUCAAGGCACAAUCACCCGAUAUCAAAACUUUUGGAGACCGAGUAAAUAUCCCAAGGACGAGGAAGGGAGCCCAUGAGCCCGAGUGGACAAGUUACACGCACUAUUGGAAAACUGUAUUAGAGAGGCAACUCAAUAUCCAUGGCAUUCUUGUACCUUUUGCAACCGAGGACCUUCGGCCGGGCCUCCCAAGGAAAGGCGUUUCUUCUAGCGACCACAUGUCCCUCUGCGCCGAGGUCUCUUGGUCGAGACAAUAG